CCCGCCUACACUUCCGGAAAGGGAGAGUUAGUUUGCAGGCGUGCUGAUCUCCGCGUGUGUGGUUACCGUGGCGCGGGCUCCGAGGUAGCGAGGUGGUGGCGUCUUAGGCUGGAGUUCCAAAUAUGGCAACCGUGGAAGAAAGCUUCCCCAGAGGGGGUACAAGAAAGACCCACAAAUCAGAGAAAGUAUUCCAGCAACCAGUUGAACAAGACAACUUAUUUAGCAUUUCUACUGAGGAGGGAGCCACCAAAAGAAAAAAGAGCCAGAAAGGGCCAGCAAAAACAAAAAAAUUGAAAACUGAAAAGAGAGAAAGCUGCAAGUCUGUAAGAGAGAAGUUCGAACUCCUUAGUAUUGAGUCCCUAUGUGAGGGGAUGCGGAUUUUGGGUUGUGUGAAAGAGGUAAAUGAGCUGGAAUUGGUGAUUAGUCUCCCCAAUGGCCUCAAGGGGUUUGUGCAAGUGACUGAAAUCUGUGAUGCUUAUACCAAAAAGCUGAAUGAGCAGGUGGCACAAGAAGAACCUUCCAAGGACCUGGUCUGCUUGCCUGAACUCUUCUCACCUGGGAUGCUGGUGAGAUGUGUGGUGAUCAGUCUGUGCAUCACAGAGGGGGGCAAAAAGAGUGUUAAGCUAUCUCUGAACCCCAAAAAUGUCAAUGAAGUGCUGAGUGCUGAGGCCCUGAAGCCUGGCAUGCUGCUCACAGGCACUGUGUCCAGCUUGGAAGACCAUGGCUACCUAGUGGACAUUGGUGUUGGUGGGGCCAGAGCCUUUCUGCCACUGCAGAAAGCCCAGGAAUAUAUCCAGCAGAAGAACAAAGGUGCUAAACUGAAGGUGGGGCAAUACCUGAACUGCAUCAUUGAAGAGGUGAAAGGCAGCGGAGGAGUUGUUAGGCUGUCUAUUGGUCAUUCAGAAGUUUCUACUGCCAUUGCUGCUGAGGAGCAAAAGUGGACCCUUAAUAACUUGCUGCCAGGGCUGGUGGUCAAAGCCCAAGUUCAGAAGGUGACUCCACUUGGCCUUACAUUAAACUUCCUCUCAUUCUUCACUGGCCUGGUUGACUUUAUGCACCUGGAUCCCAAGAAAGCUGGAACUUAUUUCCCUAAUCAAGCGGUAAGGGCCUGUGUCCUCUGUGUCCAUCCUCGGACCAGAGCCGUGCGGCUGAGCCUACACCCCAUCUUCCUGCAGCCUGGGCGCCCACUCACCCGGCUGUCUAGCCAGCACCUGGGAGCUGUGCUGGACGAUGUUCCUGUUCAGAGCUUUUUCAGCAAGGCUGGGGCCAUCUUCAGGCUGAAGGACGGGACUCUAGCCUAUGCCCGGCUCAGCCAUCUCUCCAAUUCUAAGAAUGCCUUCAAUCCUGAGACCUUUAAACCAGGGAACACUCACAAGUGUAGGAUCAUCGACUACAGCCAAAUGGAUGGACUGGCUUUGCUCUCUCUGCGGGCGUCUAUUAUUGAAGCUCAGUACUUUAGAUACCAUGAUAUCCAACCUGGGGCAUUGGUAAAGAGCACAGUGCUGACCAUAAAGCCAUAUGGGAUGCUGGUGAAGGUGGCUGAGCAGAUCAGGGGCCUUGUACCUUCCGUGCACCUGGCUGACAUCCUGAUGAAGAAUCCAGAGAAGAAGUACCAUAUAGGGGAUGAGGUCCAGUGCCGGGUUUUACUUUGUGACCCUGAGGCCAAGAAGCUGAUGAUGACCCUAAAGAAAACACUGGUUGAGUCCAAACUACCUGCCAUUACCUGCUAUGCCGAUGCCAAGCCUGGUCUGCAGACACAUGGCUUCAUCUUCAGGGUCAAGGACUGUGGCUGCAUUGUGAAGUUCUACAAUGAUGUGCAGGGACUGGUGCCCAAGCAUGAGCUCAGUGCCGAGUAUGUCCCUGACCCGGAGAGGGUCUUUUACACUGGCCAGGUGGUGAAGGUUGCAGUGCUGAACUGUGAGCCUUCCAAAGAGAGGAUGCUCUUGUCCUUCAAGCUGUUGAGUGACCCAAAAAGAGAGCUUAUGGGACACAGUCAGAAGAAGAGAAGAGCCAUUAACGUUGGGCAGUUGGUGGAUGUGAAGGUUUCAGAGAAGACCCGAGAUGGGCUGGCGGUGGCCGUGCUGCCCCACAACAUCCCUGCUUUCCUCCCUACGCCUCACUUGUCGGACCACGUUGCCCACGGCCCGCUGCUGUACCACUGGCUCCAGGCUGGCGAUAGCCUUCACAGAGUCCUGUGUCUGAGCCAGAGCGAGGGGCGUGUUUUCCUUUGCAGGAAGCCAGCUUUGGUCUCCACAGUGGAGGGUGGCCAGGAUCCCAAGAGCUUCUCAGAAAUCCAUCCUGGAAUGCUGCUCAUUGGCUUUGUGAAGAGUAUCAAGGACUAUGGUGUGUUUGUGCAGUUCCCCUCAGGUCUUAGUGGACUGGCCCCCAAAGCGAUCAUUAGUGACAAGUUUGUGACCUGCACAAGUGACCACUUUGUCGAGGGGCAGACAGUGGUUGCAAAGGUGACCAGUGUGGACGAGGAGAAGCAGCGCAUGCUGCUGUCGUUGCGGCUGUCAGAUUGCGCCCUGGGGGACCUGGCCACCACCAGCCUCUUCCUCCUGAGCCAGUGCCUGGAGGAGCGGCAGGGCGUGCGCAGCCUCAUGAACAGCCGAGACUCUGUGUUGAUCCAGACGCUGGCUAAGAUGACCCCAGGGAUGGUCCUUGACCUGCAGGUGCAGGAGGUGUUGGAAGAUGGCUCUGUGGUGUUCAGUGAGGGCCCAGUGCCUGGCCUGGUCCUGAGAGCCAGCAAAUACCAUCAUGCGGGACAGGAGGUGCAAUCUGGACAGAAAAAGAAGGCUGUAAUCUUAAAUGUCGAUAUGUUGAAGUUGGAGGUACAUGUUUCCCUCUGCCACGAUCUGGUGAACAGAAAAGCUAAAAAGCUGAAGAAAGGCAGUGAACACCAGGCUAUUGUGCAGUACUUGGAGGAGUCCUUUGCCGUCGCCUCCUUGGUUGAGACUGGCCACCUGGUGGCUUUUUCUCUGACCUCUCACCUUAAUGACACCUUCCGCUUUGACUCGGAGAAGUUACAGGUGGGGCAGGGUGUCUUCCUAACCCUCCAGACCACAGAACCAGGAGUGACUGGUCUUCUUUUGGCUGUUGAGGGGCCAGCUGGUAAGAGGACCAUGAGAAUGAGCCAGAAGGACUCUGAAACAGUUGAUGAAGAUGAGGAAGUGGAUCCAGUUGUGGCUGUAGGGACUGUAAAGAAACACAACCUGUCCAUUGGAGACACGGUCACAGGGACUGUCAAGUCCAUUAAGCCCACCCAUGUCGUUGUGACCCUGGAAGAUGGCAUCAUUGGCUGUAUCCAUGCCUCCCAUAUUCUAGAUGAUGUUCCUGUGGGCACAUCUCCUACUGCCAAGCUGAAAGUUGGGAAGACAGUCACUGCCCGAGUGAUCGGUGGGCGAGACAUGAAGACAUUCAAGUUUCUCCCAAUAAGUCACCCUAGAUUUAUUCGAACCAUUCCGGAGCUGAGUGUUCGGCCGAGUGAGCUGGAAAAGGAGAGCCACACUGCUCUCAACACUCAGUCUGUCAGCCCCUUGGAGAAGAUUAAAGAGUACCAGGCUGGCCAGACUGUGACUUGCUUUUUGAAGAAGUACAACGUGGUUAAGAAAUGGCUUGAGGUGGAGAUUGCUCCAGACAUCCGAGGGAGAAUUCCCUUGUUGCUCACUUCUCUUAGCUUCAAGGUUCUGAAACAUCCAGAUAAGAAGUUCCAGAUUGGCCAGGCCCUGAAGGCCACUGUGGUUGGCCCAGAUUCUUCCAAGGCCUUCUUGUGUCUCUCACUCAUAGGUCCUCACAAGCUGGAGAAAGGGGAAGUAGCCAUGGGCCGAGUGGUGAAGGUGACUCCCAAGAAGGGGCUGACUGUCUCCUUCCCAUUUGGGAAGAUAGGAAGAGUCAGUAUAUUUCACGUGAGUGACUCUUACUCGGAGACACCCCUGGAAGACUUCACCCCCCAGAAGGUGGUCAGGUGUUAUGUUCUGUCCACUGCAGGCCAUGCACUGGCUCUGUCGCUGCGGUCAUCCAGGACAAACCCAAAGACAAAAAGCAAAAUUACAGAUCCCGAGAUUAACUCUGUCCAGGACAUUCAGGAAGGGCAGCUCCUGAGAGGCUAUGUGACAUCGGUCCAGACACAUGGUGUUCUUUUCAGCCUUGGUCCCUCAGUGGUGGGUUUGGUCCAAUACCCGCAUGUCUCCCAGUACAGCCCGUCCAAGAAAGCCCUUUAUAACAGAUAUCUCCCUGAAGGGAAGCUGCUCACAGCCAAGGUCCUAAGCCUGAACCACCGGAAGAAGCUGGUCAAUCUGUCAUUCCUCUCUUGUGACACUGGGAAGCCGGAUGUGUUUCCUGCCUCCCUAGGGCUGCCGCUUCUAAAGCAAGAGGAGAGGAAAACAGAGGCAGAGGAGAGAGACCACCAAGAAGCAGAGGAGAAGGAGAAGAAGAACCAGAAAAGGAAAGAGAAGAGGAGCCAGAAGGGGCAGGAAGAGACACAGCUGCCCAGCAAGGAGAUGCCUAAGCCCCAGAAACUACACCCAAAGAAGCAGGGCAAGCGGCCGCGCCUGGAGUCUGGAAGCGAACAGGAAAGAGUGAACAAGAAGAAAAAGAAAGCUGCCCCAUCAGAGGAGGAUGACAGUGGUGUUGAAGUGUAUUAUCGGGAAGGAGAAGAGGAGAUAGAAGAGAUGAGUGUGCCGUCCAAGGAGAAGCGGACCAGGCCAGCAGAAGUGCCCCGGCUGCAGCUGUCUUCUGGCUUCUUUUGGGAUGUGGGGCUAGACUCCCUGACCCCAGCCCUGCCACCUCGAGGAGAGAGCUCAGACAGCGAGGAGGACGAGAAGCCACAGCAGUCCACGAAGAAGAAAAGCAAGAAGGAAAGGGAGUUGGAGAAGCAGAAGGCAGAGAAAGAGCUCUCCCGCAUUGAGGAGGCACUGAUGGAUCCCCAUCGACAGCCAGAGUCAGCAGAUGAUUUUGACCGACUCGUGCUGAGCUCCCCCAACAGCUCCAUCCUGUGGCUGCAAUACAUGGCCUUCCACCUGCAGGCCACAGAGAUCGAGAAGGCCCGGGCUGUGGCCGAGAGGGCUCUCAAGACCAUUUCCUUCAGAGAGGAGCAGGAGAAGCUCAACGUGUGGGUGGCACUGCUAAACCUAGAAAACAUGUAUGGCUGUCAGGAGUCACUAGCCAAGGUCUUUGAGCGGGCUGUGCAGUACAAUGAGCCUCUCAAGGUCUUUCUCCAUCUUGCUGACAUCUACACCAAGUCAGAGAAAUUCCAGGAAGCUGGUGAACUCUACAACCGGAUGCUGAAGCGUUUCAGGCAGGAGAAAGCUGUCUGGAUAAAAUACGGCGCCUUUCUUUUGCGGAGGGGCCAGGCUGGGGCCAGUCACCGUGUGAUGCAGCGAGCCCUAGAAUGCCUGCCUAAUAAAGAGCACAUGGAUGUGAUCUCCAAGUUUGCCCAGCUUGAGUUCCAGCUGGGGGAUGCGGAACGAGCCAAAGCCAUUUUCGAGACCACUCUGAGCAUCUACCCAAAUCGCACAGAUGUCUGGUCGGUCUACAUCGACAUGACCAUCAAGCAUGGCAGCCAGAAGGAAGCCCGGGACGUCUUCGAGCGGGUCAUUCACCUGAGCCUGGCCCCCAAGCGAAUGAAAUUCUUCUUCAAGCGCUACCUGGACUAUGAGAAGCAGCACGGCACCGAGAAGGACGUGCAAGCCGUAAAGAAGAAGGCCCUGGAAUACGUGGAAGCUAAGGGCUCUGUGUUGGAAGACUAGUGGUGGGCUGGCUCUGAUAGCCGCGCUUAGUGGGCCAGCCUGUGGGGCCUCAGCAACUGCCCGGUGCCUGAGGACUUUUUUAAGUGCUGCUUUUUCUGCAGCUCCCUUGGGGAAAUCCUGUCAUGAUAAGAAAGAGUUUGAGAUUUAUAAUUCCUUUGUGCUUAUGUUAGUACCAAUUUAUUUCAGUUUUUUCCUUUUCUGAGGCUGCUCAGUGCUUGCAGGCUGUUGGACUCCCCAGGAAGCUGAGGGUCUUUCCUUGAUGGGAGUUCCUUGGGAAGCAGGAAUGGAAGAGCUGCCUCUUAAUGGUCAGGGGUCCCUCUUGGCUCUGGCAGGCUCUUGGUCACAGAAAGGGUCCAUAGGGUCCAGGGAGUGGUCCCUUUCCCUAGCUGUCAGAGUCUGAGCGUUCCCUCAUCUUCAGCUCAGCUGGUAGCUUGUGCCUUUUUGUGGAGGACAGGAGGACAGAGGUAGAGCCCAGGAAGGAAAAUCGGGGGAGCUGAGUGCCUGAGAGGAAAGCUGCAGAUAAUGGCUUAAAUCACCUGGUGGGGUCUCCUCCCAGUCAGACACCCAGCCUCUCUGAAUGGGAUGACUCAUUGGUGAAAUGGGGUUAGAAAGUCCUUCCUGAAGGCUUGCCAUAGAUCAAGUGCAAGCGCAUAUGUUGUGUGCUGACCAGGGCCCGGCAGGGAGGAGCAUCUGUGAGAACCUGCUUUGGGGAGAGCCACGCGGCCUCUCUGUGUCUCCUUGUAGCUCUGGGGAGAGAUGAGUUUUUGGAGGCCAGCACAGACCCGGCUAGUUGUUGAAGCCUGUUCCUUUUUGGCUUGGGCUUGAGGGAAUUAAGAGUUUUCUUUGGCAGAGCUAUAAAUAUCCUGCGAGCUGGCGUCCUUUUGGUGGGAAAUGACUGAGUGGUAUGCCAGGAAGCAGGACGGGGACAAGGGAGAGCAUCACAGGCUUUAGAGGUGGUGGAGGUUAUCAGGCAAGGGCAGGCAGAUGGGCAGGGAGGCAGAGCUGGGCCUAGCCUGGUUCUAGGUUGUAAAAGCCAGCCUGCCUUGCUCACUGCAAGAUUUUCCGACCUGUGAAAUUUAAACUGAG
Manis javanica (Malayan pangolin) is the source of this 6833-nucleotide messenger RNA. It is a transcript of the gene PDCD11, whose product is annotated as programmed cell death 11. Lineage: Eukaryota; Metazoa; Chordata; Mammalia; Pholidota; Manidae. Gene Ontology annotation, molecular function: RNA binding; protein binding. Gene Ontology annotation, biological process: rRNA processing. The record is from RefSeq and is a predicted model, not a curated record. Gene Ontology annotation, cellular component: nucleus; small-subunit processome; nucleolus.